AUGGGAAUCAGACCGAAUUUUGCUGAAGAUGGUGAGUUUUCAAUGAAAAGUUUAGAUUUACAUUGUUGAGAAUGUUUCAGUGUACGGUGACAAAGAACGGAAAAGCACUGAUGACGAACAAGUGGAGUACUCCGAGUCCUCACUGGCUGCGAGACGGUCGGCAAAUGUACUCAAGCUGAAACAGUUGAAAGAAGCUCAGCCAAUGAUCACACCUGCAUAUGGAGGAUUUACUCAUCACGAAAGUACUGAUAAUGUGCGUAUCCUAGCCUUAUAUUAUGCUAGUAACGUUUCUGUCUUCAGGUUGCAGCCAUCGAUAAAGACCUUGACUUUGACUACGGAGAUAGCGAUACGGGAAUUCGAGAAAUGGCCGAGUUGUACAGCUAUUCAGAAAUUGAAGAGUUCGGAAUCAAUAUCAGCAAUUGGAAAGAUUAUAUUGAAGACUCAUAUGUAAGAUUUAGAAGUCAACAUAAAAUAUAAGCAUUCUUCAGGACGGAAAACGAGAACAAUUCCCGCCAAUCUUCGAAGAGUUCAGUCUGACCCAGAAAAACUAUGUAAUACAAGAUCUUUGUGCUCGAAUGGAGAGCGCCGAUUCAGAAGUUCGACUCAAAUCUGCUCGAAUAAUUCUUUUCCUUCUACAGGUGAGGCAAAUAAGUGAUUCCACGAAAGUCAUCAUUUUUCAGGGCUCUGCAACUGACUUUGCCUCUCCGGAAAAUGAAGAAAUCGAAUAUCAAUACGAUCAAAAACUUUUAAUGAAUGUUCCGGUUCGGAAGACCAAAGAACUGGACCCGGAAGGACCGACAAUGGUGUACCAUCGAGCCAUCGAAAACUCAUUCAUUUGCUACAAAAACGGAGUGUAUCAGGUAUGCUCGAAAAACGCGAAAACUGAACAAACCUAUUUUUUCAGGCGCUGUGCACUCUACUGAUGACUGAGAUCAAAGAACCGUUUGAGUGCCCGCCGAACGACGGAAGAGUUUCGAAAGCCAGCUCGAGAAGCAGCAGAAAUGCCAGCAUGGCCGAUCUAUCCGAUUCCGAAAAGUACCGCUCACGCCAACUUCCAACUAUGGUGGACAAUGAGAUGCUCCGAGUGAUACUCGCUGGAAUCUACCACAUGAUAGUUCAGAUUCUCGACGAGAGGUCUGGAAGAGAAGAGGAAACUGACGAAGACGUAGAGGCUCGGAAGGCUUUCCGUGAAGAGAUUCAAGAACCGAUCGAAAAUGGCCACGAAUGUCUGCUAAUUGUACUUUUUGACAUGCUCCAUCCAUUCUACAUAGGAACCGCCCCACACUUUCCUAUUAAAAAGAUUGUACUUCUCAUCUGGAAGAUUCUUCUCCUUUCGCUCGGAGGAUGGGAAGAACUCGCCGCUCAGAAGCGAGAGAAACGGGUCGCUGCCGGUCUCGAAGUCAUGGAGGACACUAUCACCACGGCCGCUUCCCAAGCUGCUUUCAUAGCCAAGGACCAUGAAAAUGUACGCAACCUAGCUCACAGAGCCGGAAGUCUCGCCAGAGCGGGAAUGAUGGCUCGGCAGAUGGCGUACAACGACGACUCGAAGGAUGAGGACGCCUACUCAGAGACCAGUUCGGAUGGAACUGUGGGCAACAGGAAAGAGGGAUCUCCAACAGUGUCCACGGUUUCUUCCUCGUCGUCCGCUCUUCCCGAAAGUGCUUCGAACUUCUGCAACCAAGGAAGCGGAGAGCAGACUCCUCGUGUUGGGUCCCCAACGUUUCCGACAGUGCAGAAUAAGUCGUUGCCGUGGAAAUGCAAGACGAAUGCUCAGGACAUUGAAGAUUUCAUUCAGAAGGGACGUCUCAAGUACUUCCAUUACGACUUCGAAGCGGGAGACGGCGCCUCCCUGUUUGGACUGCCACCCGCGUUCAUCAACGCUGUCAAUAUUCUUCGAAAGAACAAGUACACAUCACUGACAGAGCUGCAAGUGAAGAAAGACGAGCAAUUGAACCGUUACCUGUUUUCGAUGAAAGAAGAGAUUCCGGAGACGAAGACGGAGGCGUUGUACCGCAAGAUACUGCCCAAUAUGAGCCAGUACAUCUGUGCUCUCGUCAAAGUGAUGGUCUCUUCGGUUCCGUCUCCAAAGGCCCGUCACGAAGGACUGAACGUGCUCAUCGACUGUUUGACCCCCGAAAUGGAAGCCUCCGACAUACUUUCCAACUCGAUUUCUCUUGAUAAUUCGACGUCGUCUCCGCUGGAAGAAGGAUUCCGACUCGCGAUUGAUAUCAAUCGUCACAAAGAGAUUAUCGUGAAAAGUCUGUCUGCCAUCCUUCUGCUGCUCGUCAAGCACUUCAAGCUGAACCAUGUCUAUCAAUUCGAGUACAUCUGUCAGCAGAUAGUCUAUGUCAACGGAAUCCCAUUGAUUCUGAAGUUCCUCGAUCAGGUAAUGCUCCAUUUCCGACCACCUGUUGCUCUUUUGCAAGAAAGUUCCAAAAGCGAUCUCGUCUCACCAAAGUUCAAAUGUCGCUCACUCCUCCCCUUGUUUCUUUUUCUCUGCGUCGUCGCUCAUUCAAGAUUGGCAUGUGAAAGAUACGUGCAUUCUUCACUGGUCAACCCAUUUCUGACGUGAUUUUCCUCUUUAUAAAAAUUGUUUUUGUUUUCAGAAUACCAACAAGUUAAUCCAAUCGAGACACGAAAUCUAUGCCUACAAUUAUCCGCAAUGCCUGUAUCAUUAUGUUAGGAACAAUGGUGAGAUUCAUGAGAAACUUCGUUCUUCUCUCAUUACGUGAUUUUCAGAAGAAUGGCCAAUUCUCACGCAGGACAACAUUGAAGAGCCACGUCCUCCGUACGCAGGUCCCUAUUUCAUGUGGCGCAACGUCUUCUUCGCCGUCAAUCUCAUCCGACUGCUCAAUAAAUUGGUGAAGGCGAAGAAUGACCGAGUCAAAAUGCUGAUGGUGUUCAAAUCAGCGCCAGUUCUGAAGCGGCUGUUCAAAGUGCGCGUUUCGAUACUACAAUUGUACGUGCUGAAAGCGAUAAAAAUGCAAUCGCGGUACUUGGGACGGCAGUGGCGGAAGAGCAAUAUGGACAUCAUAUCGGCCAUUUAUUCAAAAGUUCGUCAUAGGAUGACUGACGAUUGGGCGUUUGCAUCGGAUAUCAAACGGAAGUGCGAUUAUCAGAAGGAGGACAGUCUGAUCAAGGCGAGCAUCGAACGGUUCCACAGCAGAAGAUACUCGCGCCUCUAUCCUCUGUUUGCCAUAGGUUUGCACUCUAUUCAAAAAAUCGUGAGUUUCAAGUACCUUUUUGCAGAAGUUAACGAUGCUCCGAUGCCCGGAGACGACUACCUCAACCGCGUGGAUAUGCGUGACUUCGAUCCUGUCGACACGUGUGCUCACUCGGUGCUCGGAGCCAAUCCACAAUUUUCAAAUAGAUUCAAACAGAACUACGAGGCGUGGCUGGAGCAAGAAGUCUUCCGAGCCAACAUCGAUUGGGACAAAUUGCUUUUGGAAACCCGCGGAGUCGAUGAGCUCAAGUGA
Caenorhabditis sp. 36 PRJEB53466 is the source of this 3476-nucleotide messenger RNA. The record is from the annotation of a GenBank genome assembly. Lineage: Eukaryota; Metazoa; Nematoda; Chromadorea; Rhabditida; Rhabditidae.